CCUGUUCCUUACCGGUGCAGAAUGAAUGAAAGAGAGUGAACUGUCUUUGAUAAUAGAUAAUCUUUGUGCGACGGGAAGUUGUACGGAAGUGUUUGACGUGACAAUUAGAGUUGUAUGAGCAGGGCUACUUAUCCCUGCACCUGUAGGACCUCAGCUCAGUUUAAACAGUGUGUGUUAGGCCACAUGGAGAAGCGACAGCAGAUGAUAGACACCCUCCAGCUGACCAUAGACAGUCGUAAAAACGAGCUGCACAGUCUGAGUCAGGACAUUUGGAGCCGUCCUGAACUCGCUGGUGAUGAAACAUAUGCGCACGACAGGUUGGUCCGCUUCUUCUCUCAGGAGGAGCAGACAUGGACGGUCCAAAGCCACUACAAGCUGCCGACCGCGUUCCGGGCCAGCUGGGGUCCGGUCGGAGGCCGGGAGGGCGACCCGGUGCUGAACGUGGGGUUCCUGUGCGAGUAUGACGCGCUGCCGGGUAUCGGGCACGCAUGCGGGCACAACCUGAUAGCAGAGGUGGGAGCUGCGGCCGCUGUGGGGCUGAAAGCUGCUUUAGAAAACCAGACUGAACUACCUGCCCCAGUGAAGAUAACUGUUCUGGGAACACCUGCAGAGGAGGAUAUAGGAGGAAAAGUCGACUUGAUCAAGGCGGGAGCCUUCGCCGACGUCGACCUCGUCUUCAUGGCUCAUCCAGCUCAGCAGGAUGCCUCUUUCCUGCCCUGCAUCGCACUCGACGAGGUGUCAGUGAAAUACCACGGCAAAGCAUCUCAUGCAUCUUCAUACCCCUGGGAUGGAGUGAACGCCCUGGAUGCUGCUGUUCUGGCCUACAACAAUGUCUCUGUACUCAGGCAGCAGCUGAAACCAGAGUGGAGGCUUCAUGGCAUCAUCAGACAUGGAGGGGUGAAGCCCAACAUUAUCCCCGCCUACACAGAGUUAGAGUUUUAUCUGCGCACGCCGCUGGUUAAGGAUCUGUGUGACCUAAAGGCCAAAGCGGAGGCUUGCUUCAGAGCAGCUGCUAUGGCAACUGGGUGCCAAGUGGAAAUAACUUACCCGCACCAUGCCUAUUAUAACAUUCUGCCUAAUGCCACACUAGCAAGGCUGUAUGAAAGUAACGGAAAAGCUUUAGGGAUUCAGUUUCAAGAGCAGCCGGCUAACUUCUCUGGUUCCACAGACUUUGGCAAUGUAUCAUUCGUAGCUCCUGGUAUCCAUCCUUUCUUCUACAUCUGCACUGAUGCAUUUAACCACACAGAGGAAUACGCUGAAGCAGCAGGAGCUGAAAAGGCCCAGUUGUACACCCUGAGGACAGCCAAAGCCCUGGCUAUGACAGCUGUGGACGUAGUGUGCUGCCCUGAUCUCCUCAGGCAAGUAAGAGAGGACUUCAGCCUGGCCAAACUGAAACAGGAGACAUGACUUGAAGGCAACGAUUCAGCUCUGACAGCUUCAUAGAUACACCAACUUUAAUAAUAAUAUGGAAAAUAAUAAAGACGUUAAGGACAGUUAAGGUUGAAGGUCAGUGAGGAACAUUAUAUUAUAACAACAGAGCCCCUGAGUAUCUAAGAGACCACUUUCAUAGGGUGGUGUAGAGCUGGUGUUGCCGACCUGUCCAUUACAAACACUGGAACCUUUUCUGUUCUGUGGGGCCAGGAACUGGAUUGCACAGUAAUAUAAUGAGUAACAUCCACAGUUUUAAAACUAAGGUAAGGAAAUGGCUUAUGCAAAACUGAGAACUUAGAGCUGGCCAUAGACCUAGUUGCAUAUUUUAGGUCAUAUUUCAGAAGGUACUAUUAACUCUUGGCGUGGCAGUGUCAGUCUGAUGGUUGGUUCACCACUUUGGUCCAGACAGAAAUACUUAAACAACUAUUUUAUACAUCAAAAUAAUAUUAUGCAUAGACAUUCAUGGUCCCCAGAGGAUCUAAACAGUCUUCUGGUGUUUUAUCCAGCGCUAGCAGCAGGUCAAGUUUUCGCUUAUCCUGUGAAACGAUGGAUGGAUUUUGUAUAGACAUUCCUGAUCCCCAGAGUUAAUCUUGAUGUCUUUUCACCACCGCUUUUUAAGCGAAAUUUCUCAACAACUAGUGGGUAGGUUGUCAUGUACACAUAUAUGAUCUCUUUACUUGUACACUAGUGCCAUCAUCAAAACUAAUCACAUUUAAAUCAGCCUCAGUUGUCGUUUACAUUGGUGGUUAGCAUACUAACACACCAAGCUCAGUUAGCAUUUAGCUCAAAGCACCACUGUGCCUAAGUACAGGCUGCAGACUCUUGGUCUUAUUUUUUGAUUUUUGACCUGGUAUGAUUUUAUUGAUGAUGAUAUAGGUAUUUAUUGUGUUGAUAGCAUGAUGUAACCCAGUUUACAGUAUUUAACACUUAAAAUGUAUUAUUCUAUCCUUUACAUAUCCUUUACAUUUUCAUUUCACUUACGGGUGACGUCAUCUAAACCCAACUAAAUAACUGUACUAACAGUUAUUAUUCAGAAGGUAUUUUCCACUCUCAGCGAUAUGUCCCACUCUACCUGAUCAGAAGUAGCACUGCUUUGAGUUCUGCAUCUUUAAGCAGUUCAUUCACUGGUUUAGUUUUCUGGGCAUGCUCUCAGCAGCACACAGCUCAAUUCAUCGGUCACAGAUGUGGUGGAAAAUCAAGUUCUGGACAUGUUUUUGAUGUUUAAAUCCUUUUCAUGUC
Lates calcarifer (barramundi perch) is the source of this 2670-nucleotide messenger RNA. RefSeq names its product peptidase M20 domain-containing protein 2. The transcript is spliced from 7 exons. Gene Ontology annotation, molecular function: dipeptidase activity. The coding region runs from base 115 to 1407 and encodes 430 amino acids. NCBI's taxonomy places the organism in Eukaryota, Metazoa, Chordata, Actinopteri, Centropomidae. The record is from RefSeq and is a predicted model, not a curated record.